This is a messenger RNA of Lethenteron reissneri (Far Eastern brook lamprey), 8392 nucleotides long. Its product is annotated as zinc finger protein 208-like. NCBI's taxonomy places the organism in Eukaryota, Metazoa, Chordata, Hyperoartia, Petromyzontiformes, Petromyzontidae. The record is from RefSeq and is a predicted model, not a curated record. Gene Ontology annotation, molecular function: RNA polymerase II cis-regulatory region sequence-specific DNA binding; DNA-binding transcription factor activity. Gene Ontology annotation, biological process: regulation of transcription by RNA polymerase II.
AACGAGAAGCUGCCGAUGAAAUCCGAGGCCGUGGAUUCAUUCAAGACAAGAGUCCAAGUCUCGGGCGAAGCCAGCUGUCGCUUCCUCUGCAGAAUUGGUCUGAUGGAGCACAGGCAGUCAGCGCGGCUCGGUACGGCAAGGCAACAAUGGGACCAGCGUGCAUACAGCACGGAUCGGACUGGAAGUUUGACACAGCACCAGAAAAAACACACGGGAGAGAAACCCUUCAAGUGCACUCUGUGUGAGAUGGCGUUUGCAGAUUCAUCAACUCUUCAAAGACACCAGAGAAAACACACGGGAGAGAAGCCCUUCAAGUGUACUCUGUGUGAGAUGGCGUUUGCACAUUUAUCAACUUUUCAAAGACACCAGAGAACACACACGGGAGAGAAACCCUUCAAGUGCAGAGUGUGUGGGAAGGCAUUUUCACAUUCACCUAAUCUUGCAACACACCAGAGAACACACACAGGAGAGAAACCCUUCAAGUGCACUCUGUGUGGAAUGGCGUUUGCAGAUCCAUCAAGUUUUCAUAGACACCAGAGAAAACACACGGGAGAGAUGCCCUUCAAGUGCACUAUGUGCGAGAUGGCGUUUGUAUAUUUAUCAACUUUUCAAAGACACCAGAGAAAACACACGGGAGAGAAACCCUUCAAGUGCACUAUGUGCGAGAUGGCGUUUUCAGAUUCAUCAACUCUUAAAAGACACCAGAGAACACACACGGGAGAGAAACCCUUCAAGUGCAGUGUGUGUGGGAAGGCAUAUUCACAGUCAUCUGAUCUUGCAACACACCAGAGAACACACACAGGAGAGAAACCCUUCAAGUGCAGUGUGUGUGGGAAGGCAUUUUCACAUGCGCGAUAUAUUGCAAAACACCAUAGAACACACACAAGAGAGAAACCCUUCAAGUGCAGUAUGUGUGGGAAGGCAUUUUCACAGGUAACUGAUCUUGUAAGACACACAGGAGACAAACCCUUUAUGAAACAAGUACCGGAAGAAAAUCCCAGCUUGGGCACUUUUAAAGGUAUCAAGGCGGAAUUUGAAGAGGUGAUUGUGAAAUGUGAAGAGGUGACGGUGAAGAGCGAAGAAGUGAAGGUAAAAUGUGAAGAUGAAAAUUCGACUCCAGAAUGGGACCUUCACAUCGAUGGAGGCAACGUGAAGCAGGAGGGUAAUUCUGACUGUGAGGCAGAGCGAGGCAACUCACAGCAGUUUGUGGAAGUGGAGGUGUGGGUGGACUUCCUAGACAAUACAAAGUCAAAUGGAGACCCGGUAGAUGUACGAAAGCUUCAAUUCUCGAAUAAGUUAUUCAGUUACCCAGCCCCGCUCGCUGGGGGCGUGUCUUGUACCCCGGAAGUGAAUAUUACGUCACAUCCUGCUGCCGCCAAAACGUCGCGAGGUAACGGAAAGCUGCCGUUGAAAUCUGAGGCCGUGGAUUCAUUCAAGACAAGAAUCCAAGUCUCGUGCGAAGCCAGAAUUGGUCUGAUGGAGCACAGGCAGUCAGCGCGGCUCGGUACGGCAUGGCAACAAUGGGACCAGCGUGCAUACAGCACGGAUCGGACUGGAAGUUUGACACGGCACCAGAAAAAACACACGGGAGAGAAACCCUUCAAGUGCAAUCUGUGUGAGAUGGCGUUUGCACAUUCAUCAAAUCUUCAAAGACACCAAAGAACACACACGGGAGAGAAACCCUUCAAGUGCACUCUGUGUGAGAUGGCGUUUGCACAUUCAUCAACUCUUCAAAGACACCAAAGAACACACACGGGAGAGAAACCCUUCAAGUGCAGUGUGUGUGGGAAGGCAUUUUCACAGUCACAACAUCUUGCAAAACACCAGAGAACACACACAGGAGAGAAACCCUUCAAGUGCAGUGUGUGUGGGAAGGCAUUUUCACAGUCAUCUUAUCUUGCCAAACACCAGAGAACACACACAGGAGAGAAACCCUUCAAGUGCAGUGUGUGUGGGAAGGCAUUUUCACAGUCACAACAUCUUGCAAAACACCAGAGAACACACACAGGAGAGAAACCCUUCAAGUGCAGUGUGCGUGGGAAGGCAUUUUCACAGUCAUCUGAUCUUGCAAAACACCAGAGAACACACACAGGAGAGAAACCCUUCAAGUGCAGUGUGUGUGGGAAGGCAUUUUCACAGUCAUCUGAUCUUGCAAUACACCAGAGAACACACACAGGAGAGAAACCCUUGAAGUGCAGUGUGUGUCGGAAGGCAUUUUCACAGUCACAUAAUCUUGCACGACACCAGAGAACACACACAGGAGAGAAACCCUUCAAGUGCAGUGUGUGUGGGAAGGCAUUUUCACAGUGGUAUCUUGCAAAACACCAUAGAACACACACAAGAGAGAAACCCUUCAAGUGCAGUGUGUGUGGGAAGGCAUUUUCAAAGUCACGUGAUCUUGCAACACACCAUAGAACACACACAGAGAAACCCUUCAAGUGCAGUGUGUGUGGGAAGGCAUUUUCACAGUCGCCUAUUCUUGCAAAACACCAGAGAACACACACAGGAGAGAAACCCUUCAGGUGCACUCUGUGCGGGAAGGCGUUUGCACGGUCACAACAUCUUCAAGAACACCAGAGAACACAGAAUCAUCAGAAAAUCCACAAGGAGUGGAGUCUGAAAUCAGCUUGUGAAAGUCAAAGUUCCGUAAGGAGCCCAUCCCUCAUGAAACAAGUACCGGAAGAAAAUCCCAGCUUGGGCACUUUUAAAGGUAUCAAGGUGGAAUUUGAAGAGGUGAUUGUGAAAUGUGAAGAGGUGAUUGUGAAAUGUGAAGAGGUGACGGUGAAGAGCGAAGAAGUGAAGGUAAAAUGUGAAGAUGAAGAUUCGACUCCAAAAUGGGACCUUCACAUCGAUGGAGGCAACGUGAAGCAGGAGGGGAAUUCUGACUGUGAGGCAGAGCGAGGCAACUCACAGCAGUUUGUGGAAGUGGAGGUGUGGGUGGACUUCCUAGACAAUACAAAGUCAAAUGGAGAUCCGUUAGAUGUGUUCCUCAGCAGAAUUGGUCUGAUGGAGCACAGGCAGUCAGCGCGGCUCGGUACGGCAAGGCAACAAUGGGACCAGCGUGCAUACAGCACGGAUCGGACUGGAAGUUUGAAACAGUACCAGAAAAAACACACGGGAGAGAAACCCUUCAAGUGCACUCUGUGUGAGAUGGCGUUUGCAAAUUCAUCAACUCUUCAAAGACACCAGAGAAAACACACGGGAGAGAAGCCCUUCAAGUGCACUUUGUGUGAGAUGGCGUUUGCACAUUUAUCAACUCUUCAAAGACACCAAAGAACACACACGGGAGAGAAACCCUUCAAGUGCACUCUGUGUGAGAUGGCGUUUGCAGAUUCAUCAACUCUUCAAAGACACCAGAGAACACACACGGGAGAGAAACCCUUCAAGUGCAGAGUGUGUGGGAAGGCAUUUUCAGAUUCAUCUAAUCUUGCAACACACCAGAGAACACACACAGGAGAGAAACCCUUCAAGUGCACUCUGUGUGGAAUGGCGUUUGCAGAUCCAUCAAGUUUUCAAAGACACCAGAGAAAACACACGGGAGAGAAGCCCUUCAAGUGCACUAUGUGCGAGAUGGCGUUUGCAUAUUUAGCAACUUUUCAAAGACACCAGAGAAAACACACGGGAGAGAAACCCUUCAAGUGCACUAUGUGCGAGAUGGCGUUUUCAGAUUUAUCAACUCUUCAAAGACACCAGAGAAAACACACGGGAGAGAAACCCUUCAAGUGCAGUGUGUGUGGGAAGGCAUUUUCACAGUCGUCUUAUUUUGCAACACACCAGAGAGCACACACAGGAGAGAAACCCUUCAAGUGCAGUGUGUGUGGGAAGGCAUUUUCACAGUCAUCUUAUUUUGCAACACAUCAUAGAACACACACAGGAGAGAAACCCUUCAAGUGCAGUGUGUGUGGGAAGGCAUUUUCACAGUUAUCUGAUCUUGUAAGACACCAGAGAACACACACAGGAGAGAAACCCUUCAAGUGCAGUGCGUGUGGGAAGGCAUUUUCACAGUCAUCUGAUCUUGCAAAACACCAGAGAACACACACAGGAGAGAAACACUUCAAGUGCAGUGUGUGUGGGAAAGCAUUUUCACAGUCAUCUGAUCUUGCAAAACACCAGAGAACACACACAGGAGAGAAACCCUUCAAGUGCAGUGUGUGUGGGAAGGCAUUUUUAUGGUCACAGCAUCUUGCAAGACACCAGGGAACACACACAGGAGAGAAACCCUUCAAGUGCAGUGUGUGUGGGAAGGCAUUUUCACAGUCAUCUAAUCUUGCAACACACCAGAGAACACAGAAGCAUCAGAAGAGCCACAAGGAGUGGAGUCUGAAAUCAGCUUGUGAAAGUCAAAGUGCCGUAAAGAGCCCAUCCCUCAUGAAACAAGUACCGGGAGAAAAUCCCAGCUUGUGCACUUUUAAAGGUAUCAAGGUGGAAUUUGAAGAGGUGAUUGUGAAAUGUGAAGAGGUGACGGUGAAGAGCGAAGAAGUGAAGGUAAAAUGUGAAGAUGAAGAUUCGACUCCAAAAUGGGACCUUCACAUCGAUGGAGGCAACGUGAAGCAGGAGGGGAAUUCUGACUGUGAGGCAGAGAUGUGUAAGCUUGAGAUGAUGUCGCUCCCAAUAGAUGCACCUUUGUCACAGGCCUUUAAUGAAAAUAAUGUGAAGAGAAUUGGUCUGAUGGAGCACAGGCAGUCAGCGCGGCUCGGUACGGCAUGGCAACAAUGGGACCAGCGUGCAUACAGCACGGAUCGGACUGGAAGUUUGACACGGCACCAGAAAAAACACACGGGAGAGAAACCCUUCAAGUGCAAUCUGUGUGAGAUGGCGUUUGCACAUUCAUCAAAUCUUCAAAGACACCAAAGAACACACACGGGAGAGAAACCCUUCAAGUGCACUCUGUGUGAGAUGGCGUUUGCAGAUUCAUCAACUCUUCAAAGACACCAAAGAACACACACGGGAGAGAAACCCUUCAAGUGCAGUGUGUGUGGGAUGGCAUUUUCACAGUCACAACAUCUUGCAAAACACCAGAGAACACACACAGGAGAGAAACCCUUCAAGUGCAGUGUGUGUGGGAAGGCAUUUUCACAGUCAUCUUAUCUUGCCAAACACCAGAGAACACACACAGGAGAGAAACCCUUCAAGUGCAGUGUGUGUGGGAAGGCAUUUUCACAGUCACAACAUCUUGCAAAACACCAGAGAACACACACAGGAGAGAAACCCUUCAAGUGCAGUGUGCGUGGGAAGGCAUUUUCACAGUCAUCUGAUCUUGCAAAACACCAGAGAACACACACAGGAGAGAAACCCUUCAAGUGCAGUGUGUGUGGGAAGGCAUUUUCACAGUCAUCUGAUCUUGCAAUACACCAGAGAACACACACAGGAGAGAAACCCUUGAAGUGCAGUGUGUGUCGGAAGGCAUUUUCACAGUCACAUAAUCUUGCACGACACCAGAGAACACACACAGGAGAGAAACCCUUCAAGUGCAGUGUGUGUGGGAAGGCAUUUUCACAGUGGUAUCUUGCAAAACACCAUAGAACAUACACAAGAGAGAAACCCUUCAAGUGCAGUGUGUGUGGGAAGGCAUUUUCAAAGUCACGUGAUCUUGCAACACACCAUAGAACACACACAGAGAAACCCUUCAAGUGCAGUGUGUGUGGGAAGGCAUUUUCACAGUCGCCUAUUCUUGCAAAACACCAGAGAACACACACAGGAGAGAAACCCUUCAGGUGCACUCUGUGCGGGAAGGCGUUUGCACGGUCACAACAUCUUCAAGAACACCAGAGAACACAGAAUCAUCAGAAAAUCCACAAGGAGUGGAGUCUGAAAUCAGCUUGUGAAAGUCAAAGUUCCGUAAGGAGCCCAUCCCUCAUGAAACAAGUACCGGAAGAAAAUCCCAGCUUGGGCACUUUUAAAGGUAUCAAGGUGGAAUUUGAAGAGGUGAUUGUGAAAUGUGAAGAGGUGAUUGUGAAAUGUGAAGAGGUGACGGUGAAGAGCGAAGAAGUGAAGGUAAAAUGUGAAGAUGAAGAUUCGACUCCAAAAUGGGACCUUCACAUCGAUGGAGGCAACGUGAAGCAGGAGGGGCAUUCUGACUGUGAGGCAGAGCGAGGCAACUCACAGCAGUUUGUGGAAGUGGAGGUGUGGGUGGACUUCCUAGACAAUACAAAGUCAAAUGGAGAUCCGUUAGAUGUGUAAGCUUGAGACGAUGUCACUCCCGAUACAUGCACCUUUGUCACAGGCCUUUAAUAAAAAUAACGUGAAGUAGAACAUUGAAAUCUUAGGUUCAACCUGCAGUGUAAGAGCGGCCAGUCAUGGUGGAUCUGUUGGUUGGGUAGAUAUCUCACCAGGAGCCUCAGUGAUUCACACUGAACCCUAUUGCAGCCUUCAUCUGGCUCUGUGAGCCUCAGUGAUUCACACUGAAGCCUGUGGGAACCUCAGUCUGGAUCUGUGAGCCUCAGUGAUUCACACUGAAGCCUAUGGGAGCCUUAGUCUGGCUCUGUGAGCCUCAGUGAUUCACACUGAAGCCUAUUGGAGCCUUCGUCUGACUCUGUGAGCCUCGGUGAUUAACACUGAAGCCUAUGGGAGCCUGAGUCUGGCUUUGUGAGCCUCAGUAAUUAACACUGAACGCGAUGGAUGGGAGCCAGUGACAUGGGGUGAGGUUAGUGGCUGUGGAGGCACCGGGGGCGUGGCCUCACCGAGGGGGGGUGUGUCUGACACGCCCCCCCUCAGGCAGAUGUGAUAGCUGCCUACCCUGGUGCUUUUUCAUUGCAGUUUCAUGACGAGACCAGCGAGCCUACGUAUCUUUAUACACAUACAGUAGAACCUCUGGUCAUGAACGCUUCUGACCACGACCAAAUUGGGUUCCAUCCAAAACAUUGACAUUUUUGAAUCUGGUCACGAACACAUACUCGGGUGGCGAUCAAACAGGGUCGCGGCCGAUUUCCCUCUGCCGCGCCAUUUUUGUUGAAUUACACAAAGCGUAACAGUUAUGUAUAUAACUUUUGCUAUAUAAAAUUGCUAGUAAGAUAUAAAUUGUGUGAGUGUAGUCAUACCCCUCCCCCCUCAUUCAAGCCAUAAUUUAGAGAGCGAAAGCGCCAAGUACGUAAAUCGCUAACAUAAGAACCUGUUAAUCUCUUCUCGCAUCAUUCAUACGAUGAUGCGGUGAAGUUAACGUUCAUACUAUAAUACGGUGAAUGCUUCCAAAAACAUUACUGUACCCAAAUAUUACCGUUAACUUUCAAUAGAAACAUGAAUUGCUCAUACGAAUAUUCUCUUUCUCAGAAUCGACUGACUGAUGUAGCAGACGAAACAGUCAUCUUGAACAAUUCUAAACCUUGACGCGGAAAUGUUAGUUUUCUCUGUUCAAGGAUUUCUCAGUGUUAUGCAAUGUUUUUACAUUUAGUUUUCUAUUACACUAAAUUCUAAAGCAUAAUUAACCAUUGUGCUUAAAAAUAUUUAAAAAACUAUAUACAGUUCGUAGGAUUAAUCGUAUUUACAUACAAUCCAAUGGGGAAAUUAGGUUCGAAUCACGACUAAAUCGGGUUGCGACCAAAGUUAUGGAACGAAUUAUGGUCGUGACAAGAGGUUCUACUGUACUUGAACUAAGUUACCCGGACUAUGGAAGGCGAGGACAUAUAAUGAAGGGGUCUACAAACAUUCCAUUGGUGACAUGCUGAGAUGGCAACAGGCAAGCCCUUAGUGCCCGCGUUCCAUCCAGUGUCUGAGGGGUUGCGCAAUCAGAGGGGAGGCUGAGCGCGUCGCUGCCUCACCCCUCGUCUCGCCCUGUACUUGCAGCGAAGCACCGCAAAUUUGGAGAUUUUGACUAUAAGUAUGUAAAAAACUUUUUUUAAAAACACGCUUUUAUUAAAUGUACGAGUAAUGGAAGAACUCCACGACUCUAGGAAGUGGCCCCGAAGUUUGCCAUAACGUAAGGGACGGUAGACAAUUACAUCCAACGUCAGUUGACCGUGGGAACAAUUAGACCCAAGCCAAAACAUAACAUGUAAAAAAGAUUGUUUAAACAUUUUUUAUUUAAUGAUAGAAUAUAGUAUUGUCAUCAGUUUGGCAUAAGUACAGUGAGGGAAAAAAGUAUUUGAUCCCCUGCUGAUUUUGUGCGUUUGCCCAUCGUGGACAAUUAGACCCAAGCCGAAACAUAACAUAUGAAAAAGAAUGUUUACAAAUAUAUACACAUUUAUUAAAAAGUAUUUAAUUAAGUAGAACCAACGUGACUUUCCCGAAAAAAACAAAGUAUGAAUCCUUGCAGUCACGAAAGCUUAAAAUCUAGAAUUAAGCAGAACGUUUUGUCUAUACUCUAUAUGUAUUUAAAGUUGUGCAUUUUGAUGUGAUGUGACAUUUCUCAAACCCCCGCCCCCCUGGUCUCCUUUCUAAUAAAUCUUUUCUCCUACAA